CCCGUCCCAUAAUGCAGGCGGAUAACUUUUACCGAAACACAGUGAAAACAUGGCGGAAAACAGUACUAAGCCUGAAAAAUCUGGUGUAAUAACGGUGACUGUUAAAACACCUAAAGAAAAACACAAUGUUGAAGUCAAAGAAGGAGCCACUGUGCGGGAGUUGAAGGAAGAAGUACAGAAAAAGUUUAAUGCACCCUAUGAACAGUUGUGUAUAAUAUUUGCUGGAAAAAUUGUCAAAGAUGAAGAUUCCCUGGAACAGCAUGGAAUUAAAGAUGGUUUAACAGUUCACCUUGUAAUCAAAACAGCCAAUAGAACAGCGCCUGAUCCUUUAACAACUAGACUUUCAUCAACAACUGGAAGUGCUGCUCCUGAUGUAUCACAGACUCCAUUUAAUCUUGGUGGUAUUGGGGGCCUUUCUGGGUUGAGUGGACUUGGCAUGGGCUCAUCUAAUUUUAUGGAGAUGCAGCAGCGAAUGCAAAGAGAGAUGUUAAACAAUCCUGAUAUGCUAAGACAAUUGAUGGACAAUCCUUUUGUUCAGUCAAUGAUGUCUAAUCCUGAGAUAAUGAGGUCAUUACUAAUGAACAAUCCACAAAUGAGAGAGUUAAUGGAGCGAAAUCCUGAAAUCACUCACAUGUUAAAUAAUCCAGAGCUGAUGCGACAGACUAUGGAACUAGCUAGAAAUCCUGCCAUGAUGCAAGAAUUAAUGAGGUCGCAAGACAGAGCUAUGAGUAAUCUUGAGAGUAUUCCUGGUGGAUUUAAUGCUUUACAACGCAUGUACCGUGAUAUACAAGAACCAAUGAUGAGUGCUGCUCAAGAAACAAUUGGUGCAAACCCUUUCGCUUCACUUGUAAACAGUGGUUCUACAGGGACAGGUGAAAACACUCAACAAGGUCGAGAGAACCGAGACCCAUUGCCAAAUCCUUGGGGAAGUCCAACUCCAAGAAGUGCUAGUGACACAUCUCAAACAGGAUCAACAGAACAAAACCCAACAGCAGGAAUGUUCAACAGUCCUGGCAUGCAGAGUCUUAUGCGUCAAAUGAUGCAAAAUCCACAGAUGAUAAGUAACAUGCUUCAGGCUCCUUACAUGCAAUCUAUGAUGCAGUCUUUGGCUGCUAACCCAGAAUUAGCUCAGCAGAUUAUAGGAAAUAAUCCUUUGUUUGCCAAUAAUCCUCAAAUGCAAGCAAAUUUCACCUCAAUGAUGCCCAAUCUUCUUCAGCAGAUGCAGAAUCCAGAAGUACAAAAUAUGGUCACAAAUCCAAGAGCUUUAGAGGCACUCAUGCAAAUACAAAAUGGUUUAUCUCAACUUCAGCAAGAGUCACCGAAUCUCUUUACUAGCAUGACAGGCUUAGGUUCAGCAUCACCUUUAAUGACAGGAACGCCAACAACACCAACAACACAGUCAUCUACACCAGCCCCUACAUCAGGUAUACUGUCUGAAGGUGGACCACUUGGUCAGGGGCCACAGAAUAACACAGCAGCAUUCUCUUCCAUGAUGGCACAGAUGAUGCAAAUGAUGGUUGGGGGACAACAAAAUCAGCCUCCAGAACAAAGAUAUGCAUCACAGUUAGAGCAGUUAGCUACUAUGGGAUUUGUUGAUAGGGAGGCUAAUAUAAGAGCUUUGACUGCUACAUUUGGUGAUGUCAAUGCUGCUAUUGAUAGACUAUUACAGCAAAGAUGAUGAAUUGAAGCCAGAAACAUGAGGAAAUAGAAACUAUUUAUUAUAAUAUUGAUUGAUUACAAAAAAAAAAAAUUGCGUUCAUAUCCCUUUGAAAGUGAAACAUUUUCAUUCUGACUCUAAAUGUUUUAUGUAUUGUCUUCAUUUGAAUAGCUACAGUUUCUUCAGACUAUCCCAAUUGUGUACAGGUUUCAUUUAGUUUUUUUUUUUUUUAAGAGUUACUUUUUGUUUAUGGGUAGGAUUUUUUUUUUUCUUUUUUUUUUUAUACUGAUAAUGCUAUAUAUAUACUUUGUUAGAAAUCAGUUCUAUUGGAGGAAAUUCCUGUGCUUCUUUUAACUGCCUAAAAGUGAAAAGAAUGAUUUUUAAUUAAAACUGAUUUUACCUCUUUUUUUUUUUUUCUUUGUUAUUCAUAGGUUCAAAUGAGUAAAUGACUUGUGAUAUCAUGGGAACUCCAUUGUUGUUGUUGUUGUUUUUUUAACAUGUAAACAAAGUAAAUCUAGUUUGAAUUUCAUAAGUACAUUCUUCCCAUUGAGAUUUAUUGUCCUAAGCAACACUUUUAUAGAUUUGAAGAGAUUAAGCUUCGAAGGCUGGUUUUUUUUUAAACAUCAAAAAGAGAGCUACACAAAUAGUGAAGUAGCAAAUGUGAUAGAAACAUUUUAAAUGUUUGUCAUUUUGGCCCAUCAAUCUUGCCUUCAAGAACAGAGUUGAAUACUCCUCUAAAGUUCUUAUUGGUUGAAAUUAAUGAUGAUUGAAUAACUUUUUGCCAGAAACAUAAGUAGCUCUUCAAUCCAGAUGAUAAUAAUAUCUUUGUAAAAGCUUGGAAGAUAGGAUAUAAAGAAUCUGAAAUUAAAUGCAAUUUGGAUUGUUCUUUUAUAUAUAUAUUUAAAUUGUUCUAUCAUCUGUAAUAUUUCCCUUAUCCUUGGCGUCAGUAAUUAUCCCAAAGUAUUGAUACUUUUAUCCAUCGUCAAAUAUCAUUUCAUUUACAUCACUUUUGAAUUGAAAGAAUAUGUAUAGCUUUAAAACAUGUUCUGUAUUCAGACUAAUACUGAGGUGUGGACUGAUCUUAAUCCUAUUUUGCUAGUCAAGAAAUCUUAACCAUUUUACAUAGUUCUGACUUCGUGGUUUUAAAUAUCAAAACUUUUUACUUAUUAAUUUUGCUACACAUAAACUAAUUACCUUAUGUUCACUCUCUUGGAUUAUUGUCAAUGACUUUUGUAAAACUUUUUUUAACCAGACCAUUUAUAUAGGUUCCAGUAAUGAAUAUUUUGUUAAAAUACUGCAGAAUGUCAUUACUAGGCUAAGCAGCAGAUCUUUUUACUGAGAGUGAUAUCACAUGAUUAGAAACAAUAGUGAAUGCGAUAAUCUUUAAGCAUUCUGUUAACUUCCCAGCCAAUACAAAUAGAUCCUUCAGAUUAAGGGUUGCAUUUUAUUGGUUGGUAAGUUAAAUUACAUUUUAUUGAUAUUUCUGUAUUGCAUUCCAUUUCAAAAAAAUAAUUGGCAGUACUUGUUAGCAUCAAAACUAUUUGAUCAUUGCUAGAGCUCUAUUUGUGCUGUUUUCUAAAUGUACUAAGUAGAAACUGAAAUUCUCUUGUUAUUAUAGAACGACCAACAGAUUUCUCUUUGUUUCAACUUUCUACCUCUCAUUGUUGAAACACUGUUUCGUUCAGUAAGCUUUUUUUUUUUCUCUAUCCAAAACAGUGUCAGAAUUGGUUGUUGGUUCUUGUUUCAUGGUUUGUGCACAUUUUAAACAAAUGAAACAUUAAAGUUUUCCAAUGGUAAC
This is a messenger RNA of Biomphalaria glabrata, 3455 nucleotides long. Its product is annotated as ubiquilin-1-like. NCBI's taxonomy places the organism in Eukaryota, Metazoa, Mollusca, Gastropoda, Planorbidae. Gene Ontology annotation, molecular function: polyubiquitin modification-dependent protein binding. Bases 50 to 1678 code for a protein of 542 amino acids. Gene Ontology annotation, cellular component: cytosol. The record is from RefSeq and is a predicted model, not a curated record. The transcript has 13 exons. Gene Ontology annotation, biological process: ubiquitin-dependent protein catabolic process.